AUGGACGAAUACAUAACUCUGAAAAUUCAUCAUAGUGGUGAGUUUACAGAUGAAGGUCGUAGUGUAUAUGAGAAUGGAGUAGUAGAUGAUUUGAAGGUAGAUGUAGACAGAUGGAGUUAUUUUGAGCUUGUUGGUGUAUUGAAAGACUUAGGUUACAGGGAGUUUGAAACAAUAUUUUACAAGGACCCACAAUUUGGGAUGAACCAACUUGUUGAUGACAAUGGUGUUUUAGAAGGAUAG
This is a messenger RNA of Lathyrus sativus (Indian pea), 240 nucleotides long. NCBI's taxonomy places the organism in Eukaryota, Viridiplantae, Streptophyta, Magnoliopsida, Fabales, Fabaceae. The record is from the annotation of a GenBank genome assembly.